Molecule: messenger RNA, 1608 nt
Organism: Guyanagaster necrorhizus
Lineage: Eukaryota; Fungi; Basidiomycota; Agaricomycetes; Agaricales; Physalacriaceae
Exons: 4
Coding region: 1-1608 (535 amino acids)
Biological process (GO): G protein-coupled receptor signaling pathway
Cellular component (GO): plasma membrane
Molecular function (GO): mating-type factor pheromone receptor activity
Source: RefSeq, a predicted model, not a curated record
AUGUUUGUGGGUCUUCCCAUCGCUUCGUUCUUUUUCGUCGCCGUUCUCGCAGUCCUUGUGUUUUUCAGGCCUGUCAAAUCCAAUGCGGCUCUCAUUACACUCGUUCUCUGGUCCGUCUUUUGCAAUAUCAUUCUUGGAAUUGAUGCUAUACUUUGGGCGGACAAUACGAACAUUCACAUACCUGUAUGGUGUGAUAUUUGUGAGUACUACGCCGUGAUCUUGGUAUCAAUUGACUCCAGCGUUGAACGUAGCAUCAAGAAUACUUUUGGCGUCGCAUAUAGCAUUCGCAGGAGCAUCUUUGAGAGUUUCCCUGGACCUCGAGGACGUUUCAUCGACCAGGGCUAUCUCCGAAGACAAGUAUACAAAAAGAGUACGACGGAUAUUCAACAUACUAUUAUGUUUUCUUGUCCCCAUGCUCUAUGUCAUACUCCCGUAGAUUUAUUCUUUCAAUAUCACCGAUUUGACAUCGUUCAGAAUUUCGGAUGUUUCGCCUCUAUUCGCCCGUCUGCCUUGAGCUUUGUAAUGAUGAUAAUCCCAUCAUUAAUAUUGUGUGUCAUAUCUUUCGUGGCCUCAGGUUUCACCUUUCAUCGCAUUUACUGUUCUACAUCUUCGGAGUUCACGGAGCAUCUAUCGUUGAGGUCCUCGCUCACAUUAUUUAGCUUCCGGUGCCGCCUCGCCACAACCACCUUGGUUACGCUUGCCACAAUGAUAACAUCAAUUGUAAUAAUCGCAGCUCAAGUAGCCUAUGCCGUGCCCAGAACUUCUUCCCAGGACACUUACCAUCGUGUUUUCCCAAUAGCCGUCGUGAAGGACAGCCGCUCAGCCCAAGCUGCAUGGUGGGGUGUCUUCACAGUGUCUCUGCUCAUCUCUUUGAUCUCGUUCAUCGAGAUGGGGAAAGAGAUAAAUUGGAAGUGGCUCACUUGCAAGACGCCCAGGCUUUCGAGGAGAGUCCCUUCUCAGGAUAUAAUAUUGCCUUCUUAUCGGGGCGCCGUUUCGACUCCUGCCGCCCUCAGUCGCACCUCACUGUCCCACUAUCAGCCUAAACCUCAGAACGUCGACCUCGUCUCAGGAUGGGACGAUAUGUUGAGCUUGACACCGCCUAAGAAAAGCAAAUCCCCGCCACCUCCACCUUCCCCUCUUCUAUGGCGGGACAAACCGUCCCGACAGGACGAAGCCUUCGCCGCAGACACGCUGAACUACCUUCGGUCUUCGGCCGCUCGGAGUUUGGAUGUCCCCACACCCGAAGACCAUUCUCGCGCUUCGUCGCCUUAUGUUGUCCUAAAGCUCAUCGUGCCUGACAGUGCCCAUGAGACGGAAUCCGAGCUCUAUCGCCGUUGUCCGUCUCUCCUUGAAGAUGCAACUUCCACCAUAUCUUCCUUCUGUGAUAUUCCGUGGCCUUUGCCACCACCUGACAUACCUGCGUCUCCCGGUCGCUUCUCCGUUAUUGAUGCCGCUGAGUAUCCAAUAACGUGUUCGUUGCUAGAACAACGAAAGACGGCGCCGCUGCGGAUUCCCUCCCGAAAGAGGUACUUGCCAGAUGCGAUAGACAGCGCCCAAAGGCCAAUCAGGAAGGCAAUCAUCCAAAUGGUGCCCGUGUCAACCAAUUAA